Messenger RNA from Kockovaella imperatae, 1508 nucleotides. RefSeq lists its product as hypothetical. The transcript has 4 exons. The record is from RefSeq and is a predicted model, not a curated record. NCBI's taxonomy places the organism in Eukaryota, Fungi, Basidiomycota, Tremellomycetes, Tremellales, Cuniculitremaceae. Bases 331 to 1416 code for a protein of 361 amino acids. Gene Ontology annotation, molecular function: oxidoreductase activity.
GCCUCUCGAGAGACGACGCGUCAUUCACAUCUGCCUGCCACGGCCCCCAGACCUCUCUACGUACUGUCGACCGUCACGGUCCCCAUUCUUCCGGGUGCCAUCCGGCGGCCAUGUUAUAUCUUAUCGAUAGACAAUUCGGGCGCCGAAAUGCUUGGCCCGGGUGCCCGAGAGGUGUUGCAUUCACUAUAAAGGUAUGGGAUGAACGCAUGUAUCUUGCUUUCCCAAUGACUUCCAACUACGUCCGUAACAACAGGACUUCCCACCAAGAUACUCGUCACGAAGUUACUGCCGCGAGGUGCAUCCAUCGCCUCUUUGUCGUUCCCGCGUACCAUGUCCUCGUCAGCUGCCACCCACGUUGACCUCUUGAUCAUAGGAGGCGGUCCUGCAGGUCUAGCUACAGCAUCGACAUUUGCUCGACUGAAGCGCUCGACAUCGAUCUAUGAUUCUCACGUGUAUCGGAAUGCAAACUCGGCAGCGGCGCACACGUUGAUGGGGUUUGAAGGUCAAGAUCCAGUUGUUCACCGCCGGAAAGCGAGAGAAGAGAUUGAGAGGGAUUAUGAUUGGGUCAACUUCAGAGACGAUACGAUCGUAUCUCUGGAGAGAAACGACAAGAGCGGCUCGGGAUUCGAGGGUCUUGAUCUCACGACCUUCAAAGCUGUCGACAAGACGGGACGGGAAGUCUUGGCGAGAAAAGUCGUAUUGGCGACAGGUCUCAAAGAUAAGAUGCCAGAUAUUCCAGGUAUCACCGAGAUCUGGGGUAGACGAGCGGUCCACUGUAUAUUCUGCCACGGUACCGAGACGUCUACCUCACCGAUCGCUGUUCUUUUGAACACUGAUGCGCCUCACUUCAACGCUAUGCUCUUGGAUAGCUUUACGAAAUUAUGGGCGACGUUGAAACAUCCCAAGGUUUACAUCUUGACCCAUGGCAUAGACCCCUGGACGCCUGAAGGCGAGGAGAAAUCAGGCAUGAAAAAGUUCCAAGAUAUCAUCAAGGCUAGAAGAUACGAUAUCAUCACGUCUCCUCUUACUUCUGUGGACUCUUCCAACGACGAUCAUCUGACGAUCCACUUCCAAGACUCCUCCUCGAUCCAAGUAGGAAACAUCAACAUGUUCCCAAGUGCGUUACUUGCCCAUUCGGACGCCGAAUCAUUCCUCCGACCUUCCUUGUUCGACGGACAAAGCUUGACACCUAUGAGCACCGUUCCCAUUAUCAAGCCUGAUCAACUCUCAGAGGGAGAUCUCAGAUUCCCGCCCUUCUUCGGUGAUGAUCCCAGGACCAUCGUUCGUGGAUUGUUCUGGGCAGGCAAUUGCGGCAAUGCCAUGGGAAAUAUCAACCUCAGUGUGUUGCAAGGUCAGAUUGCAGGUUUCGGAGCGGGCGAAGAGCUGGGACGAGAAGACAUGGAGGCGGAGGUGUAAUAAGAGAAUAUCUGCCUCGCUGUCUGGUAGUAAAGCGCUACAUGUGCAACUGGACUACCGGCCUCACGCCAUGCAUGCUACUAGACCAGAUG